AUGCUACGUUUCAUUAUCAUCCUUCUUGUUGCCAUUGUCGCCAUUUCCUCUGCGCAAUGGGGAUAUAACUCAUAUGGAUAUGGUAAUUACGGUGGUUAUGGAGGAUAUCCAAUGUAUGGAGGAUACGGUAUGAAUGGUGGAUAUGGUGGAGGUGGUCUUCUCGGGAUGUUCCUUGGAAAGAAGAAGUAA
Messenger RNA from Caenorhabditis elegans, 189 nucleotides. RefSeq names its product CaeNaCin (Caenorhabditis bacteriocin) (gene cnc-1). The transcript has 2 exons. The record is from RefSeq and is marked reviewed. The coding region runs from base 1 to 189 and encodes 62 amino acids. Lineage: Eukaryota; Metazoa; Nematoda; Chromadorea; Rhabditida; Rhabditidae.